Molecule: messenger RNA, 2181 nt
Organism: Dendronephthya gigantea
Lineage: Eukaryota; Metazoa; Cnidaria; Anthozoa; Malacalcyonacea; Nephtheidae
Product: major facilitator superfamily domain-containing protein 6-like
Exons: 2
Coding region: 1-2124 (707 amino acids)
Cellular component (GO): membrane
Source: RefSeq, a predicted model, not a curated record
AUGGCUUCAAGUUACUCAUGGAAGGUAAACAAAGACUUAAUUAUUUACAAAUCGUUUUAUUUCUUUUACUUCGGAGCGCUGGGUGCAAUAAAUCCAUACCUUCCCGUAUAUCUACGCCAGAUUGGUCUCUCCGCUUUUGCUGUCGGCCUUCUUGUGGGCAUUCGCCCGAUUGUGCAGCUUGCCAGUGCGCCAUUUUGGACCGUUGUUGCGGAUAAGUUUCGAAAGAGAAAAGCGAUACUCGUUAUGUCUAUUAUGGCUUGGCUAGUAAUGACUAUAGCUUUAGUAUUUGUUGAACCAACUGAAGAGAUUUGCGAGUUUACCGCUAAAAAUUCUUCUCAUAAUGUGUUUGUGAACUAUACGAAACAUAAAACGGGAUUUUUUAAAAGAUCCACUGAUGGGCCAGUUCAGCAAAAGUUAAAAAACUAUUUUGACACUGAGGUAACAACUCGUACGAAAUUAGACUAUAGAAAACAACAAAAGAGCAAGCUAGGCUACGACGCGAAAACCAAACGUGGCCAAAUCAGCGAUGGGAUUGCCAAUAAUGAAUUUGGAAAGAAAGGAAUGGCAGUGUCAGAAACAUUGCUCAAUGAUUUUGAAGCAAAGAUUUCAUCAGUAAACAAUACCUCCAAAAAACCAGAGUCAAAUAUAAUUUCUUCUUCCGGUGACCAUCAAAUACUAGACGAAGGAUCUACGGACGAACACAAAGUCUUUGAUCCGUUUAAUAUGAACGGCAAAAGCAAAUCUUCAGCCGGAGCAGAACUUGCUAAGUUUUUUGCCACUGCGCAUAAGAGCGGAGAUACAUCAACAGACGCACAUUAUUACAACAUGAACAGAGCUGAAAGUCAGCACGUUAAGUCCGUAAACAAAACUAGUGAAGGAUCACUCGAAACAAAACAAACAAGUGAUAAGCCUGGAAAAAACGGAACAUCAAAAUACCAAAAGAUAAAAGAAGACAAAGUUAUAAAACUGGCCCAAAGUUAUAAUCGUCGAGUUAAACACACAAAUAACACAUUAACAGUGGUACAGACUAAUCUUUUUAAAUCCAAUAGAAACGAAAUGAAACGACUUUUCGUGAUUCUCUUAGUGCUCAUUGUUGUAGGAGAGUUUCUGGAGACACCUUCGGCGCCAUUAUCCGACGCAUCUCUUCUGGAAUACCUCGGGGAGUAUCGAAUACAUUACGGAAGGCAACGACUGUGGGGAUCGUUAGGUCACGGAAUUGCUUCGUUCUUGGUUGGAACCCUCUUGGAACGGUCACGUCAUCUUACAUGCAAUGAACAGUUCGUUGAUUACACGAGUUCAUUUUCCGUAUUUACGACAUUCAUGUUAAUAACUUUAGUAAUUUCAGCAAACUUCACGUUUCGAUAUAAAGAUGUAGAAGAAACCAGCAAUGGUGUACUUUCUACAGUUCUCUCAAUUCAUUAUGUGUCCUUCCUAACCGCAGUUUGUUAUAUGGGAAUAUGCCAUGGAUUGCUUCAUAACUUUUUAAUGUGGUUUCUUGAAGAUCUGGGAGGAUCAAAGACUCUCAUGGGUCUCUCGAUUUUUUCCCGUAACUCAGCAGACUUGAUUAUGUUUUUCAUCGUGAGUAGGUUAAUUGAAAUAUUUGGACAAAUCAAGAUUGUGUUUAUAUCGUUGAUAUCGUAUGGGACGAUAUUUAUUGCGUAUUCAACGAUGGCUAAUCCGUGGUUUGCACUGGCUGUAGAGUUUCUUGGUGGUUUUACAUUUGCCGCAUCAUGGACUGCAUGCACGUCAUAUUUAGCCGAGGCCGCUCCUCAGGAGUCGGUUACUACAAUGCAAGGAAUCCUUCAAGGCGUUUACUGGGGACUGGGAUUAGGCAGCGGAUCAAUAUUAGGAGGUCAUUUAAUCCACACUCUUGGACCACAAUGGACGUUCCGAGCCGCAGCAACCGGAUCAUUUGUCGUCGCUUCUUUAUUUGCUGCCACACAGUGGAAAUGGCAAAGACACGAUUUAGACGAUUCCUUAGGAAUUUAUCAAUAUUUUUCUGCCGUGGAACCGAAAGACGCAGAAGAUUUGUUGAUCGACAAUAUGGCAUGUGAGAAAAAGUUAAAAAGCACGAAUAAAAAAAGUCUGAGAAAAUUAGAAAAAAAACGCAAGGCUAGAAACUAAAGCCACUAGAAUACCCGAUAUUCCAUUAUUAUGAUAUUCCACAUCAACAAUCUCUGC